AUGUCCGGGUUUCAGGAUCUUGAUGAUUUAUUUAAUCGGCGGCUGCUGGCUGCGGUAAUGACGGACCUGGUCGAAAAUAGAACAGAGUCUGGAUACGAAGAGGAGCUCCGCCGCCAGAAAAAACUGCUGGCUGUGAUUUUAACACCCGAAAUCAAGCUGCACAGAGCAGGUCAGUUUUCCUUAUACUUCUGGAUACAUGUUUCAAUGCCUUUACUGAAGCAAGCGCCACACACAGGCUGAAAUAAACCAUAUUAACAGUACUGUACUUAACUUAACAGUGAAGUACUGUAUAACCGCAACAACAAAGACAACAGCUAUCCUAUCCUGUUGGUUCACUGCUGGACGGUUUCGCACUUCAGCCCCUGCUCAAACUGUGGGUCACACUUCAACUCUUUUGUUUGUGAAGUUUUAACUAAUGUGUGUUCGAUUAUAACUCCAGAGUAGCCAUCUUUAGUUGUCAGGCUAGAGCGAAAUUUUGAUGACAUGCACUCCAUUACAGUAUUUGAACUUAUUUGGAUCACACUGUUGAAUUUGUGGCAUAAAUAUGAAGUUAUCAGUAAACACAAAAAAGAGAGGACAUUUGCAGGACUGAUAUAUUUUGACCAGCAUCAAAUGAUAUAUCAUAAUAAUUGUGUAGAUAAAGACAGAAACUACUUCACAAAAGGCAAAGUGCUAGAAUGCAGGGACUCAGCCAUAUGUUGUAAACAAUGGGGGCUCGGCCCAAACCCAAGGUGGUCUGGAGGUCUGCUCCCCCAGGAAACUGUUUCUUAUUAUCUGGUACUUAUACAUGGUGAUUAAAAAAAAAAUUAUAUAUUGUGAUUUUAGAAUAAUAUUGUUUUAGAAACAUAAAAAUGUCAGAAAUGGUGUUCAUCCCAUGCAAAAAAGGUGAGCUGCCACCUAAUGAAACUCAUCUUAUAAAACUUUAAAUCGUUUUGUGUUUUUCUUCAACUGUCUAUCUCAUUCUGAAACCAAGAGUUCCAAUAUUUUUCUCAGUCAUUUCCUCUUGUGAAAAAGUAAUGUCACAAAACUGUGGAGGAGUUUUUCCUGUGAACCGGUGAAAAUCACUGAAAUUUUCUUUUUUUUUUUUUGUAACACCAGAGGGGGUAACAUUAGUUCAUACUCCCCACACUAACUCUUAUCUUUCUUUAGACUAUCAUUUAGUUUUUAAAUCUGCUUUUAUAUCUACUGAUGUUUUCAUUACCUUCUGUUUAGUUAUUGUUUUUCUGUGCCUUGCAGAUAUCCAGCAGCUGUUGGUGGAAAAAGAAGAGUUUCCCUCUGAGCAGCAGCAGAGGAGUCCCAGUCUGGACCAGGGAUACACUGAGACACUAAACAUUUGCAAGGAACAGAAUUAUGGAGGACAAGAACCAGCCAGUAACUCAGAUUCAGAGAUAAAUAUACAACAAAAGACUCAAGACUCCCCUGAACCUGAGACUGAGGGCAGUGAUGACAGUUGGAAGGAUACAAGACCACAAAAGUCAAGUCUAAUGUCUGUGAAGAAAGUAAGAAAGAAGAUGCUAAAGAGGCUUGAGAAAACAAACGUUUGCUCAAAGUGUUGUCGAAUAUUCAGAACACGACAAGAACUAGCAAAACACCUGAAAGUUCACUCAGAGGAGAGACCCUUCAGCUGCCCAGAGUGUGGCAAAACAUUCAAAACUAAACAUAAACUGGCAAGCCACAAGGCAGUUCACCCAGAGGAGAGACCCUUCAGCUGCAGACAAUGUGGCAAAACAUUUAAGACUAAAAAGGAAGUGGCAAGACACAUGCUAUGUCACUCAGAGGAGAGACCCUUCAGCUGCCUACAGUGUGGUAAAUUGUUUAAAACAAAAGAGCUGAGGACCAGUCACAUGAGAGUUCAUUCAGAGAAGAGACCUUUCAGCUGCACGCAGUGUGGCAAAUCAUUCAAAACAAAACAUGAAGUGACAAUCCACAUGAGAGUUCAUUCAGAGGAGAGACCCUUCAGCUGCAAGCAGUGUGGCAAAUCGUUCAAAACAAAACAUGAAGUGACAAUCCACAUGGCAGUUCAUUCAGAUGAAAGACCCUUCAGCUGCCCAGAAUGUGGCAAAACAUUUAAAACUAAAAACAAUCUAGUGCACCACAAGGCAGUUCACUCAGAGGAGAGACCCUUCAGCUGCACACAGUGUGGAAAAUCAUUCAAAACUAAAGGAGACCUGGCAAUCCACAUGAAUGUUCACUCAGGGGAGAGACCCUUCGGCUGCUCAGAGUGUGGCAAAACAUUCAAAACUAAAAAUGAACUGGCACAACACAAGCCAGUUCACUCAGACGAAAAAGCCUUCGGCUGCUCAGAGUGUAGCAAAACAUUCAAAACUAAACGAGAACUGGCAAUUCACAUGAGAGUUCACUCAGAGGAGAGACCCUUCAGCUGCCUAGAGUGUGGCAAAACAUUCAAAACUAAAAAUGAACUCGGACAACACAUGGUAGUUCACUCAGAUGAAAAACCCUUCAGGUGCACGCAGUGUAGCAAAACAUCCAAAACUAAAGGCAACCUGUUAAUCCACAUGAGAGUUCACACACAGGAGAGGCCCUUUAUCUGCUCGCAGUGUGGCAAAACAUUCAAAACUAACGGGAAACUGGCAAUCCACAGAAGAGUUCACACAGAGGAGAGACCCUUCAGCUGCUCAGAGUGUGGCAAAAAAUUUAAAACUAAAAAUGAACUGGGACAACACAUGAUAUGUCACUUAAAGGAGAGACCCUUCAGCUGCACUGAAUGUGGCAAAACAUUUAAAACUGAACAAACACUGCAUAAGCACAUGAGAGUUCACACUGGAGAAAGACCCUAUAGCUGCCCUGGAUGUGAUAAACUGUAUAAAACUAAAAAAGCGCUGAAUACACACAUUAAAUCUCAAAGGGUGAAGAAGUCCACUGGCUGCUCUGUUUGA
Molecule: messenger RNA, 2897 nt
Organism: Xyrichtys novacula (pearly razorfish)
Lineage: Eukaryota; Metazoa; Chordata; Actinopteri; Labriformes; Labridae
Source: the annotation of a GenBank genome assembly